GAGGUGGUGGGGGGGCGGGAAGGUCUGCCCUCUGACAUGACCCUGUCAAAUGAGACGGGAAGCAACACGUAGGCCUGCCAAAAAGCUCAGGUGAAGGUUAUGAGUCUAUCAAGAGAAAAGAAGUUCUGCUGAGAGAGAAUGAACAUUUGUAAUCGAGAGGGAGGUCGCUGUGCAGAGAUGGCUAUGGUAUGCCUGACAGACUUUGAGGAGUAUGCUAAGGCGCAUCUCUCAAAGGCCACCUGGGAUUAUUACGCAGCCGGAGCAGACGAAUGCUGCACCAGAGAUGACAAUCUACUGGCUUAUAAAAGGAUCCGUCUGAGGCCUCGUAUCCUGCGAGACGUGUCGGUGAGCGACACUCGGACCACCGUGCAGGGGACAGAAAUCAGCUUUCCUGUCGGUAUCGCACCGACUGCCUUUCACUGCCUGGCCUGGCAUGAAGGAGAGAUGGCCACAGCUCGGGGCACCGAGGCUCUCAACACCUGCUACAUCACCAGCACGUACUCCACCUGCUCAGUGGAGGAGAUUGUGGCGGCAGCGCCGAACGGUUACCGCUGGUUCCAGCUGUACGUGUACCGGGACCGGAAGCUGUCCGAGCAGAUCGUGCACCGCGUGGAGGCGCUCGGCUACAAGGCCCUGGUCCUCACCGUCGACGUCCCCUACACCGGGAAGCGCCGCAACGAUAUCCGCAACCAGUUCAAGCUGCCGCCGCACCUCAAGGUCAAGAACUUUGAUGGAGUGUUCCAGCAGGAGGCUGCCGCCGCAGAGGAGUAUGGGAUACCGGCCAACACCUUGGACCCCUCCAUCAGCUGGAAGGACGUGUACUGGCUGCAGUCCAUCACCCGCCUGCCUGUCAUCAUCAAGGGGAUCCUGACCAAGGAGGACGCCGAGCUAGCCGUGGAGCACGGAGUCCAGGGCAUCAUCGUGUCAAACCACGGAGGCAGACAGCUGGACGGAGGCCCGGCUUCGAUUGACGCGCUGUCGGAGAUCGUGGACACGGUGCAGGGCAGGAUCGAGAUCUAUCUGGACGGAGGCAUCAGGACAGGAAGUGACGUGUUGAAGGCGCUGGCCUUGGGAGCCAAGUGUGUUUUCAUUGGUCGUCCAGCAGUGUGGGGCCUCGCAUACAAGGGAGAGGAAGGAGUGAGGGAAGUGCUGCAAAUCUUAAACGAUGAGUUCCGUCUGUCCAUGGCUUUAUCAGGUUGCAGGAACGUGGCAGAAAUCAACAGGAACCUGAUUCAGUUCUCUAAACUCUAACACUGCACUGAGGAGGACUGAACCAAACCAGCAGUAUUGAACUAUAAAGAGACUAAGAAAUAUGUUCAACUCAGAACUCAUGACUUUAUCAUGACUUGGAAACACGAGACAGUGUUUUGGGAAUGUUGAGGGUCAGCAGCAGAUUUAUCAAGUGAAUAAAGAAAGUGUGUUUUUUAGCUUUUGGAGUGGAGAGGAUGGAGGAACUUUUCAUGAAACCAACAAACUUGUUUCAGUUUUAUUGUUUGAGAUGCUGACGGUGAUUGUGGUUGAAUAAACGCCUGCUGAAGUGAUGGAAGAUCUGUUGCUCUUCUCUGGGUCUAUUAUAAGCAGACGAUAACGGACGGAGUCGUAUAAGAAGUCUGUCUUUUGGUUUUUGUUUCCCAACUUUAUACACAAGACUUUACCUUUACAACCAUUAUUUUUUAAUGCAGGGGAGAUCCUAUGGAGGACGGAACCGGCCAAAAUAAAAAAUGACUCGAUAAA
This is a messenger RNA of Sebastes umbrosus (honeycomb rockfish), 1734 nucleotides long. RefSeq names its product hydroxyacid oxidase 2 (long chain) (gene hao2). Gene Ontology annotation, molecular function: FMN binding; oxidoreductase activity. Lineage: Eukaryota; Metazoa; Chordata; Actinopteri; Perciformes; Sebastidae. The transcript has 9 exons. The coding region runs from base 139 to 1251 and encodes 370 amino acids. The record is from RefSeq and is a predicted model, not a curated record.